AUGCCAUCAAAACGUACACUGGAGGAUGCACGCUUGCCGCCAAAUAAACGACAGAACAAUGGCCACAAACGCGCUCCAGACAUGUAUUACAGAGUCGCAUCCCUCGAAAACGCGAACAGGGCGCGUGAAACUCCGCCCGUCAGCCUUCUUCAGCAGGCAGUCCGAGAGGCCAAGCAAGAGAGCCCGUCUGGAGGCGACACCGCUGUCUAUUGGAUGAGAAUGGAGGACAUGAGAGUCGACGACAAUCGCGCCGCCGCGGCUGCCUCUGCCUUUGCUCUGAAGCACAACAUUCCUCUGAUUGUUAUCUUCAUAUUCAGUCCGCAAGACUAUGCCGCUCACGACAGGGGACCCCGUCGAAUCGACUUUACCCUCCGAAAUCUGGACACACUAAAAGAAAAGUUGGACAGGCUGAAUAUUCCUCUCUACGCCAUCAGUCACUCACCUCGCAAGACGCUCCCUGACAAGGUCAUAGAGCUGAUGGAGUCUUGGAACGCAAAGGCACUCUUCGCGAAUCUCGAAGAAUAUGAAAUCGAUGAAGCGAGACGGGACAUCAAAGUGAUUUCCCUUGCCAAGGAGAAAGGCAUCUUUUGUGAUUUUCACGAGGACAAGUUGGUGGUUCCCCCGUUCAAGCUCUCCACUCAACAAGGAAAGCAAUUUGCCGUCUUCUCGCCAUGGUGUCGUGCUUGGAAGCAGUAUAUUGACAAGCACCCUGAAUGCCUCGUCCAAGCUCCCGCCAUCCAGGCGAACCCCGCAUCGAUUCGUGACGACAAAAAGUAUACAUCGUUAUUUGACGUUACUAUUCCUCAACAUCUGCCUGGCUUUGAGCUCGAGGACGCCGAAAAGAUGGAAAAGUGUUGGCCAGCCGGUACAGACGCCGCUCGCGAUGCACUCAAGCGUUUCCUCACCACAAAAUACCGAGUUGGUCAACUGGACGUGCCUCUCCUCAAUAAUGGUGCAAAGACUGUGAGCAAGAAUGACACACGCCUGGGUCGCUACAGUCAAGAUCGAGAUAUGGCCGACAGGGACUCGAGCUCGAGAAUGUCACCAUAUCUCUCUGCUGGUGUCAUCUCUGCGCGGGAGCUCAUUCGUGAGACGAUGAAGUUUCAAGGUGUGAACAAGAUUAAUGUGGAGAGAGACAACGGUGGUGGGAUGUGGGUUUCUGAAAUCGGAUGGAGAGACUUUUACUCUCAUGUCCUUUCUGCCUUUCCGCAUGUCUCCAUGGGCCGACCAUUCCAGGAAAAGUAUGCAGAUAUCAGAUGGGAGACAGAUGAGUCGGUCUUUGAAGCUUGGAAGAAUGGAAUGACCGGAUACCCGAUUGUCGACGCAACGAUGAGGCAGCUCAAGGCUCAUGGUUGGGUGCACAACCGAACGAGGAUGAUUGUGGCCAUGUUCCUCACCAAGGAUCUCAUGAUGGAUUGGCGUCUUGGGGAAAAGUGGUUCAUGCAGCAGCUGAUUGAUGGUGAUCUGGCCAACAACAAUGGUGGAUGGCAAUGGUCCGCUUCAACUGGGGUUGAUCCUCAGCCUCUACAGGCGGAUCCAAGUGGCGACUUUAUCCGGCACUUUGUACCCGAACUCAAGCACCUCAAGGGCAAAGCCAUUCACGAGCCUUCUAAGCAUCUCAGCGAGGAACAGUUUAAGAAGCUCGGAUACCCCAAGCCUAUCGUGGAUCACCAUGAAGCUCGUGACCGUGCCAUCCGCCGUUUCCAGAAUCCAGGCUCUCUCUGA
Messenger RNA from Serendipita indica DSM 11827, 1725 nucleotides. The record is from the annotation of a GenBank genome assembly. NCBI's taxonomy places the organism in Eukaryota, Fungi, Basidiomycota, Agaricomycetes, Sebacinales, Serendipitaceae.